Molecule: messenger RNA, 876 nt
Organism: Symbiodinium sp. CCMP2456
Lineage: Eukaryota; Dinophyceae; Suessiales; Symbiodiniaceae
Source: the annotation of a GenBank genome assembly
AUGUUUACCCCAGCGUGGCUCUGCCGAAGGGAGAGCUCCGGAACUCAUCCAAGGAUUCCACCAAUCUUUGAAAACCUCUCGGGCUUCGAGAACUGGUGCCGCCCCUGCCACUUCAUCCGCUUUGGCUGCGGGCAGCCAUUUGCCCCGACCAUCCCCCUGACGCCUCCGAGGGACUGCACGAACCAGCCUGCGCAUCCUGCGCCUGCGCCAUCUUCUUUGCAAACUUCCAGGUGUGCGGUUUGUGGUUUCGGCGGGGCGACGCGGAUGAGCGACCGGAACGUUGGGUUCCACAAUCUGGCACUGGUGCUCGCUGCAGACCAAGUCUGGAGUGUCGAUCCACCGGACGAGAUCCGGCUCCAGGGCUUGCUGUCCGUCGCACAGAACCUGGUUUCCACCCCUUGGCUUGCAUACCUCCUUCGCGAGACGUGCUACGACAUAUCUGAGCUCGUGAUUGUGGGCUGGAGCUUUGGCAAUCACUUCGCAUGCCAUGCUUCUCGCCAGUUGGAGGCUGCUGGAAUACGCCUGCGUGGUAUAUGCACGUUGGAUGAUCGGGCUUCGAAGCCUGCGCACGAUGAGUUUGACUGGGAGUUCGUUGCCCAGACUCGGCCUCGCGUGCGGCUUCUGGCGGUCGCGAUGGAGUUUAUCAGUCCGAUGAAGUUUGUGAGAAAAGAGUUCGGCCUCGAUCCUGUUCGAUUCUUUGGGGCCAACUACGUCUCUUGGUGGAUGCAGGGCUUCCUGGGUGCCUGUGAUUCCGAUUUGGAUUUCUGUGGGACACCGAACACGGUCUUCUUUAGGAUCAAGUUCGAGGUCUCCUGGCUCAAGGGAUCACGAGCGCCUGCCCAGGCUUGUAGGCACUCACCGACUCACCGACGUUGA